Zygosaccharomyces rouxii is the source of this 810-nucleotide messenger RNA. RefSeq names its product holo-[acyl-carrier-protein] synthase (gene LYS5). NCBI's taxonomy places the organism in Eukaryota, Fungi, Ascomycota, Saccharomycetes, Saccharomycetales, Saccharomycetaceae. The transcript has a single exon. Gene Ontology annotation, cellular component: cytosol. The coding region runs from base 1 to 810 and encodes 269 amino acids. Gene Ontology annotation, molecular function: holo-[acyl-carrier-protein] synthase activity; magnesium ion binding. The record is from RefSeq and is a predicted model, not a curated record.
AUGAAAAACCAGAUUAUGAGUUAUGGAGACAUGCAGGAGUCAAUCCGAAACUUAGAUCGUGCUGGAAAUUGGCAUAGUAUACUUCUACUAGAUUCCUGCCAUGAAGGUUUACAAGAUGCAUUUGUAUUUGAAGAGUCAAUGAGGUUUUUGAGCUUAGAACAGCAGGCUCGAAUUCUAAGAAAAAAAUCAUAUCCAGAUAGAUGCAAAGCGCUCUGCAAUCGACUCCUACAAAUUUCAGGUAUUUCAAUGGCUACUGGAUUACCUCACACUCAAUUAAAGUAUAAAAAUGGGACCUAUGGGAAACCUCAACUCAAAGAUAUAGACGGGUUAGCGUUUAGCAUGUCCAAUGGAGAACGUUAUGUGGCUCAGUAUAUUGUCAAAGGUAAGCACUGCGAAGUAGGCAUAGACCUGGCAUCCACGGCUGAUUACUCUGGAGACCAAGACUUAAACAACUUCAAAGAAAUAUUCUCAUCACAAGAAUUCGAGAGCUUGAUUCAGUGUAAUCCUACCAAGAGAGCCCCCAUGUUCGCCUAUAUUUGGUCUCUAAAAGAGUGCUAUACCAAGUAUACAGGUCUGGGGCUCAACAGUGAAUUGUGCAAUAUAGAUUUUGGGAAACUUAACUUAUUUGAUAGUGACAAUACCCUAAGGAGGAGAAUCGGCGGGAAGGAAAUAUGGUUUUAUUCUCAUUGGAUAACGCCUAAUGAAGUGGUAACAGUUUGUCAUGAAUCCAGUUAUGACCUGGAUCAAAAUCCUCAUUUACACCAUUUGACAUUACAAGAUGUGCUAAAGCAACUCCGAAAAACUCGUUGA